Papaver somniferum (opium poppy) is the source of this 846-nucleotide messenger RNA. RefSeq lists its product as uncharacterized. The transcript has a single exon. Gene Ontology annotation, molecular function: RNA-DNA hybrid ribonuclease activity; nucleic acid binding. The coding region runs from base 1 to 846 and encodes 281 amino acids. The record is from RefSeq and is a predicted model, not a curated record. NCBI's taxonomy places the organism in Eukaryota, Viridiplantae, Streptophyta, Magnoliopsida, Ranunculales, Papaveraceae.
AUGUGUAACUCUGAUUCUCUUGAAACUCCUGAGCAUAUUCUCUUGCACUGUCAGUUUGCCAAAUCUGUUAGGUCUCUAACCCCAUAUGCUGACAUUAUUGAGCAUGAUAGUAACUCUUUAAUCAACCUACAAGAUUGGGUUGUCAAAUGGAUUUCUGACAACAGAUUGAAAGAUAAGGUUGUUGUUGUUUUCACUAUUGCUUGGAGUAUUUGGAAAGACAGAUGUUCUUGUGUCUUCCAAGGAAAAUCUUUAAACCACCAUGUUACAGCUAGACUAGCAGUGAAACUGGUCACAGACACUGAGACCUUUUUGGAUAAUGUUAUCUCACAAGAGUAUGUCCUUGCAGUCUCUACUGAAGAGAAAAAUCUUUCCAUGAUCACUAAUUCCUUGCCAGACGAUUGUGUGCUUGUUUUCAGUGAUGCUGCAUAUGAUAAAAAUACUAACUUGUCAGGUAUUGGUUUGAUUAUGUUAAAUAUUGCAGGUUCCUUCAUCGGAUGCAAACUCAAAGCUGGCUCAGUGAGGAAUGCGGAAGAAGCUGAAAGUCUAGCAUUACUAGAGGCAGUCACAUGGGCAAAAGCUAAAAGACUUGAGAAAGUGUGUGUUAUCAGUGAUGCUAAGACAGUAAUAGAUGCUUUUAAUUCCACUAGCAAUCAAAUAUUUUGGUAUAAUAAAUCAGUCUUAGAAGACUGUAAAACAAUUAGUUCUUGUGUUCAUUUGGUUAAGUUUGAAUUUCUUAAAAGAGACCAUAUAAUUCUAGCUGAUCAAGCAGCUAAGUUUAGUGGGAGGACUAGAACCUCAGGAGAAUGGAUGGGAAAUGUCCCUGAUUUUCUCAACUCUAAAAUGUAA